Homarus americanus (American lobster) is the source of this 2573-nucleotide messenger RNA. It is a transcript of the gene Elp3, whose product is annotated as elongator complex protein 3. The record is from RefSeq and is a predicted model, not a curated record. Gene Ontology annotation, cellular component: nucleus; elongator holoenzyme complex; cytoplasm. Lineage: Eukaryota; Metazoa; Arthropoda; Malacostraca; Decapoda; Nephropidae. Gene Ontology annotation, biological process: tRNA wobble base 5-methoxycarbonylmethyl-2-thiouridinylation. Gene Ontology annotation, molecular function: iron-sulfur cluster binding; acyltransferase activity, transferring groups other than amino-acyl groups. The transcript has 11 exons. Bases 182 to 1831 code for a protein of 549 amino acids.
UAUUUUUAGUAGUGAUUGUUGUAGAAAUGUGAGGAAGUUCCCCAGAAGAAACUAUGAAAAAUAGAAAAAAUAAGACGAACAAUGAAUAACAUGGACUAUAAAAGGUUUCUGUAAUAAUACGAGACAGAAACCUUGAUUUAAAGUGUAUAUAUUACUAAAGAAGACAAUAAUCGCCUUAAGUAUGGGACAAAAUAGGAAAAAGGGGCCAGCGCUGUCCAAAGAGGAGCUGCGCAUGCUUACUGUGGGUGAGAUUGUACAAGAACUGAUAAAAGCACAGAAGGAACAGCGUGAUGUAAACCUCAACAAGCUGAAGACACGUAUAUCCUCUAAGUAUGGCCUCCAGUCCUCGCCUAGACUCGUGGACAUCAUAGCUGCUGUGCCACAACAACACAAGAAGGUUCUCCUUCCCAAACUUCGUGCUAAACCUGUCCGUACAGCUUCUGGGAUCGCAGUCGUGGCUGUGAUGUGUAAACCUCACCGCUGUCCUCACAUUAAUAUGACGGGCAAUAUCUGCGUCUACUGUCCAGGUGGACCUGAUUCUGAUUUUGAGUACUCGACUCAGAGCUACACUGGGUAUGAGCCAACGUCCAUGAGAGCCAUCAGGGCCAGAUACAAUCCAUAUUUACAAACCCGACACAGAGUAGAGCAGCUACAGCAGUUGGGUCACAAUGUUGACAAAGUAGAAUUUAUAGUGAUGGGUGGGACAUUUAUGGCUCUCCCGGAGGACUAUAGAGAUUACUUUAUCCGCAACCUGCACGACGCACUGUCUGGUCACACAUCCACAAAUGUUGCUGAAGCUGUCAAGUACUCAGAACGCAGCAACACCAAGUGUAUAGGAAUUACCAUAGAAACACGUCCUGACUACUGCUUGAAGCGCCACCUCUCUGACAUGCUCAAGUAUGGCUGCACGAGAUUGGAGAUUGGUGUUCAGUCUGUGUAUGAAGAUGUUGCCAGGGAUACAAACAGGGGACACACUGUGAGGGCAGUGAGUGAGAGUUUCCACUAUUCCAAAGAUGCUGGCUUUAAGGUGGUGUCUCACAUGAUGCCAGACUUACCCAAUGUUGAUUAUGAGAGAGACGUGGAACAGUUUAUUGAAUUCUUUGAAAAUCCAGCCUUUAGACCAGAUGGGCUGAAAAUCUACCCAACUCUGGUUAUUCGUGGCACUGGUCUCUACGAGCUGUGGAAGACAGGACGAUACAAGAGUUACCCUCCUAAUACCUUGGUCGACUUGGUGGCCACAAUACUCUCACUUGUGCCUCCUUGGGUCCGUGUUUACAGAGUUCAGAGGGACAUUCCGAUGCCUCUGGUUAGUUCUGGAGUAGAGCAUGGAAACCUAAGGGAACUUGCUUUGGCCCGCAUGAAGGAUCUUGGUACGGAGUGUCGAGAUGUACGCACCCGUGAAGUUGGCAUCCAAGAAAUCCACCACAAAGUCCGUCCUUACGAGGUAGAGUUCAUCCGACGUGAUUAUGUAGCUAAUGGGGGAUGGGAGACUUUUCUAGCUUAUGAAGAUCCAGAACAAGACAUCUUGGUUGGAUUGCUCCGCUUAAGGAAAUGCACGGAUCAGAUUUUCAGGCCGGAGUUGGUGGGUGGAGUGUCAAUAGUACGAGAGCUUCAUGUCUAUGGGUCAGUCGUGCCGGUGAGUUCUCGUGACCCAACCAAGUUUCAGCAUCAGGGCUUUGGCAUGUUGCUAAUGGAGGAAGCAGAGAGGAUUGCCAAGGAAGAACAUGGAUCCCACAAGAUUUCUGUAAUCUCAGGUGUCGGCACUCGCAACUAUUACCGGAAGCUUGGGUAUGAACUAGAGGGACCAUACAUGUCAAAAUUCCUUGUCUGAUUACAAAUUAAAAUGUACAGUGAUAUAAUGAUUAUAAUAAUAAUAAAUUAUCUUUGGGGGUAGAAAUGCAAAAUAUAACUUGAGUAAUUUAUAUACCAUUUUUAUUAGAGAAACUCUUUCCUUUAAUCUAAAUAUUUGACCCUGGACACAACAAUGGUUUUAUGGGAUUUAAUUUUUUAAUACUCAAGCUGUAAUGACAAUUUAUUAUAAACCAUCUAGGAUUACUAAUUCAUUAUUAUCAAUGUUGUGAAACCAUCAAGUUCUGAAAAUUUGGGUCAUAAUCUAUGCUUAUUUCUACUUCAAUUUCAUCUGAAGUUUGAUGGUAUAUUCACUUGAAAGAAUAUGUUUAGAUUAAGUUGGAGAUAGAUAUGAACUCAGCUUUACAUCCAACAGCUUACUGAACACCCUCUGGGUACUGAACUGUAAAAAACAGGAGGAAGAACAGAAUCUCAAUAUUGAGUUUACUGUAUAAUCUUCUUAGCAUUUUUAUGAUAUGAUUGUCAUGCUGGGUUGUUGGAAGUGACAGAGAUACAUUAGAUGGACACUUGGAGCCUUGUUGAGGGAAAGGGAAAACCCCAGGUGAGCACCUUAUUAUGUUAUGGCAAUUAAAGGGAUUGAAUGACACUAAAUAAAUAGAGUUUGUGUUACAUUUUAUUCCUGUUACAGUAUCCAGUUUCAUAACCUUAUGGAUUGUUCAAGCACAGAAAUAUAGCUAAAUAAAAACAAAAACAUUGCAAUUGUU